AUGACGAGGGUCUUCUUUGUCGAUUUUGAAAACAAAUGCCAGAAUUUCAUCAAAAAAUCCAUCUCGAAGGUGGACACAUACUACCAGCGAGCCGAGCAGCCAGCUGAGGGCUCCGGCGAACUGUUUCAUGUGCACAUCUUCUACCGCUCGGAUGGACCGCCGACGGGCCUGCCCGGAAACAGAAAAUGGAUGACACAUCACCCCAUCGAGCCAACGGGCAAGAACGCGGCCGAUUACGCGAUGAUCGAGGCCGUUCAGUCUUAUCCGAUUGCUAAAGGCGAUGAAAUCUACGUCGUGUGCGGUGGCGACAGGAUCUACCGCCAGACCUUCGAUCCCAUCCCCGAAUCCUACCACAUCAUCGACCUGAACAACACGGCCAACGUCAGCCCCACGCAGCGAAACGCCGAAAAGGCUGAGAUCGAGCGCGAGUGCGAUCGGAUCGAGGAGGUCGAGGCCAGGCUCUACCAGGAGCAGAUGCGCUCCAACCUGCCCAACCUGGAGAAAAGGGCCAGGGAGCGCGACGACGCCAUCCUGAGCGCUCGCGAGGAAUUCGAGACGCACACUCAAGCCGUCCGCAUCGAGAAGCAGAUCGACCUCAGGCUCAAGCGCUCCCAGGACACCUUUGCCCAGCAAGUGGCCAAGCUGCAACGGGAGUGGGACAACCUGGCGGACAGCACGUUGGAGAAGAACACCGCACGCACCCCCGACUCAGUGCCCUUUGUGGUGCCUCUUGUGCCCUUUGUCGCGCCCACACAAUGA
Acanthamoeba castellanii str. Neff is the source of this 759-nucleotide messenger RNA. RefSeq lists its product as uncharacterized. The transcript has 4 exons. Lineage: Eukaryota; Discosea; Longamoebia; Acanthamoebidae. The record is from RefSeq and is a predicted model, not a curated record. Bases 1 to 759 code for a protein of 252 amino acids.